UCUUUAUAAAUUCUACUUUUGAAUCCUCUUUUGGUUAUAUGUGUUAUGUUGUUUUUCCCAGUCUUGGCUUGUCUUUUAGAUGUGUAUCUUGUCUUUUCCCAUACAGAAGUGUUAACUUUUUGUGUGUGUGUGAUCUUACUCUGUUGCCCAGGCUGGAGUGCAGUGGUGUGAUCUCAGCUCACUGCAACCUCUGCCUUCUGGGUUCAAGCGAUUCUCCAGCCUCAGCCUCCUGAGUAGUACUACAGGAACAUGCCACCACACCAGGCAAAUUUUUGUGUUUUUUUUUUAGUAGAGACUGGGUUUUACCAUGUUGCCUAGGCUGGUCUCGAACUCCUGAGCUCAAAGCAAUCCACCAGCCUCGCCUCCAAAUGUGCUAGAUUAUGUAUAAGCCAUCACUCCCGGCCCAGAAGUACUAACUUUUAAUGUAGUCAUAUUUAUCUAUAUUUCCUACAUGACUUGUGCCCUUUGUGUAUUCAUCUCUUAACCUCUAAACACAGGAGUGCCCCGAGGGCUCAGGCUAUGGACCUCUCUAUUUACAUUAAUUCUCAAUCAUCUUGCUUGGUUUCAGGACAUCUGUACCCUGAUGGCUUUUAUGUGUAGCUCCUCCACUUAACUCCAGCCAUACACAAUAAUUUAAAGAGCCCCUACUGACCUAGAUACUAUGUUUCUUCUUCCCCUAUUACCCAGGUUUCUUGAGUAGGGAGUCUGCAGUCACUGCCUCCAUUUCUUCACCUUCCAGUCACUGUUCAACCCAGGGCAGCCUGGCUUUUGUCCCACUAGUCUACUGAUACUGAGAUUUUUUUCUUAAGCAACACAGUCCCCCCUCCGCCCCCCACCCUUUUUUUUUCAAAUUAAGUCUUAUGUGAAAUCACAGUAUAUUAAAUAGAAGAAUUACUUUGGCACUGGGUUGGGGAGGAUCUGGAACCCAAACUGCACCUUCUUCUCAUCUCUCUGAGUUGCCCCAGAGGCAUCUAUACCUUUCCAACUUUUCUAUCCCCAAAACACCCUAAUCUCCAGCGAUACUGAACAAUUCCAUCUCUGGACUUCUGCACAGUGCUCCUUCAUCUUCCUUGAACCUGCCAGGCCUCUCAGCUCCAGGAGCACUUCCCUGCCUUCCUUCCCCUUUAUCACAACUUUUUUUUUUGCGGGGGGGGGGGGGAUGGACUCGCUCUGUCGUCCAGGCUGGAGUGUGCAGUGGCAUGAUCUCGGCUCACUGCAACCUCCACCUCCCGGACUCAAGCAAUUCUCCUGUCUCAGCCUCCCGAGUAGCUGGGACUACAGGCACGCGCCACCAUGCCCAGCUAAUUUUUGUAUUUUUAGUAGAGACAGGGUUUCACCAUAUUGGUCAGGCCGGUCUUGAACUCCUGACCUCAGGUGAUCCGCCUGCCUCUGCCUUCGAAGUGCUGGGAAUACAGGCAUGAGCCACUGCGUCUGGCCUCUUUUUUUGUUCCCGUUAUCACACUGAUAACAUUGAAUUGCAAUCUUUUACUUACACAUCUUCCUUACUAAACAGAGCUUAUAAAGAUCAGAGAUCCUCUAUUUUCCCCCUUAAUCUCUUUAAUGUAUAUAAACAAUGGAAUGAAUAAAUCAAUGAAUGAAUGUCUGAGGAAACUUAACUACACCAAAGUGUAUUGGCAGACUACCAGACUUUUUAAACAGCUUUAUUAAGAUAUAAUUCACAAACCAUACAGUUCAUAGGGUGGUGCAACCGCCAACACAAUCUAAUUUUAAACUAUGUUUAUGCUGCUACGAGAAAGCCUAUACCCAUAAGCAGUCAUUUUCUAUUCCCCACCCCCAAACCCACUCCUUAGCCCUAGGCAACCACUAAUCUACUUUCUCAGACCGAUAACUUUAGCAUAGGUAUAAAUCGAUCACAGAGCCUCAAAAUCCACCCGCUAUCUGGGCCAUGAUGUGAAAUUUGGUAGGUAAUCGUCCCACGUUAUCAACUUGUAAAGUAGAAAUGGAAGUGGGGGGGAAAACUCAGCCGCCAGUGGCGUUUGUGAAAAGCACCUGGUAACAGGCUGUGCUGGAGGGGAGUUCAGCCCCUAGAAAAGAUCACGGAUUAGGAAUUACAUAAGCAUAGGUCUCGGGCCCUUUUAUUUUGGACGCGAUCCUUUCACGGGAUCGCCUCCGGAUGGGAGCCGGAUGGGAUCCCGGACGGGAUCGUCUCGCUGGGAGUCAUGCAGGAAACCGCAAGACUCACAAACAGGCGUUGAAGGCAGGCGGCAUUUUCCAAAACAGCUGUGUCUCAGGAGCUGCCGCGCUGUAGCGUCUCCCCGAGUCGCGCGCGCAUGACGUGGCGGGCGCGCGAUGACGCGACGCGUGGCGCGGUGCACGCUGGGAUACUUAAGUCUCCUCCGCGGCGCGGAGCCGCGAUGUCUCCGGCGGCUGCGGCGGCCGGAGCAGGCGAGCGGCGGCGGCCGAUAGCGAGUGUCAGGGCCGCGGGCCGGGGCUGCGGCGGGCCGGCCGGGGCGGCGCUUCUCGGCCUGUCGCUGGUCGGCCUCCUACUGUACCUCGUGCCUGCUGCGGCUGCGCUGGCCUGGCUGGCCGUGGGGACUACCGCGGCCUGGUGGGGACUGAGCCGCGAGCCCCGAGGUUCGCGCCCCUUGUCCUCCUUCGUUCAGAAGGCGCGACAUCGGCGAACCUUCGCUUCGCCUCCGGCCAAGUCGACAGCCAACGGAAACCUCCUAGAGCCGCGGACCCUGCUCGAAGGACCUGACCCUGCCGAACUGCUCCUCAUGGGCAGUUACCUGGGCAAGCCCGGGCCGCCGCAGCCCGCCCCCGCUCCGGAGGGCCAGGACCUGCGGAAUAGGCCUGGCCGCCGCCCACCCGCCCGCCCGGCGCCGCGCUCCACACCGCCCUCCCCGCCGACCCAUCGCGUUCACCACUUUUACCCCUCUCUCCCCACUCCUCUUCUCCGACCCUCCGGGAGGCCUUCCCCACGGGAUCGUGGGACUUUACCAGAUCGGUUUGUAAUAACACCUCGAAGACGCUAUCCGAUCCAUCAGGCCCAGUAUUCCUGUCUGGGGGUACUUCCCACAGUGUGCUGGAAUGGUUAUCACAAGAAGGCUGUGCUGUCCCCUCGCAACUCCAGGAUGGUGUGUAGCCCAGUGACUGUGAGGAUCGCCCCUCCUGACAGAAGAUUUUCGCGUUCUGCGAUACCAGAGCAGAUAAUCAGCUCAACACUGUCCUCACCAUCAAGUAACGCCCCAGACCCAUGUGCAAAGGAGACUGUACUGAGUGCCCUCAAAGAGAAGAAGAAAAGGACAGUGGAGGAAGAAGACCAAAUAUUCCUUGAUGGCCAGGAAAAUAAAAGAAGCUGUCUUGUCGACGGUCUCACUGAUGCCUCUUCUGCAUUCAAAGUUCCCCGACCCGGGCCAGAUACACUCCAGUUCACAGUGGAUGUCUUCCACUUUGCUAAUGACUCCAGAAACACGAUAUACAUCACCUGCCACCUGAAGGUCACCCUAGCUGAGCAGGACCCAGAUGAACUCAACAAAGCCUGUUCCUUCAGCAAGCCUUCCAACAGCUGGUUCCCAGUGGAAGGCCCGGCUGACAUCUGUCAAUGCUGUAACAAAGGUGACUGUGGCACUCCAAGCCAUUCCAGGAGGCAGCCUCAUGUCGUGAGCCAGUGGUCCAGGUCUGCUUCCCGUAACCGCAGGCAUGUGACAGAAGAAGCAGAUGUCACUGUGGGGCCACUGAUCUUCCUGGACAGGAGUGGUGACCAUGAAGUAGAGCAGUGGGCUUUGCCUUCUGACACCUCAGUGGUGCUGCUGGGCGUAGGCCUGGCUGUGGUGGUGUCCCUGACUCUGACUGCUGUUAUCCUGGUUCUCACCAGGAGGUGUCGCACUGCCUCCCACCCUGUGUCUGCUUCCGAAUAAAAGAAGAAAGCAAUA
Messenger RNA from Pan troglodytes (chimpanzee), 3896 nucleotides. It is a transcript of the gene POMZP3, whose product is annotated as POM121 and ZP3 fusion. Gene Ontology annotation, cellular component: nuclear pore. Gene Ontology annotation, molecular function: structural constituent of nuclear pore. The record is from RefSeq and is a predicted model, not a curated record. NCBI's taxonomy places the organism in Eukaryota, Metazoa, Chordata, Mammalia, Primates, Hominidae. Gene Ontology annotation, biological process: RNA export from nucleus; protein import into nucleus.